AUGAUAGAAAACAUAUCAAAGGAUACUCGAGGAGUAGAUGGUCUUGAUAAUUUUUUUAAUAAUAAUAAUAUUAAAAGAGAGAUAUUUGAUGAAACAAAAUGUAAAAUAGCUAUGUUAUAUUUGAUGGACAUAGAGAAUGAAGAACAUUCCUAUAAUAUAACUAAAGAAUCUGGAUUUUUAUACUUGAAUUAUUGGUUACAUAAUAAUGUAAAAGAACAUUAUACAAGAAGUGAAACCAAGAAGAUAUAUGAAGCAUUGCUGAAAGAUCAUAAAACAAUUUAUGAUGAUUCUAGCUGCCUGGAUUAUUUAGAUUACAAUAUUUCCAAUCAUGACAUAAAUGGAAUCGAUAAAAUGAUUAGUAUGUAUGUGUGCCUUAAUAAGAAUAAACAUCAAGGUCAUUCUUCUCCAAUAGAUCCAUUAUGUAAUGCAGUGAAGACAUUCGUAAAUAAGUAUAAUGCUGAAAUUCACAGUGAAACAGGAAAAUCAGAAGACUCUAAAUUGUCACACCAAUGCAUAAAUAAUACAAGAGCUCCUACAAUAAUUUUGACAGUUGUAACUCCCUUUGGAUCGCACCUUAGGGAUUUGUUAAUAAGAAAACGAAAUAAUUAUAAUACAAUAGAUACAGAAACAAAUAAUAUUAAAUCAGCUGAGUUAUACAGGGAUGCUUCAAAUUAUAAGAAAUAUGAUAUAUAUUAUCAUUGUGACUGA
This is a messenger RNA of Plasmodium gonderi, 708 nucleotides long. RefSeq names its product variable surface protein. Lineage: Eukaryota; Apicomplexa; Aconoidasida; Haemosporida; Plasmodiidae. The transcript has 2 exons. The coding region runs from base 1 to 708 and encodes 235 amino acids. The record is from RefSeq and is a predicted model, not a curated record.